GAUUCCCCAGGCAAUGAGGCUUACAAUCAAACAACACAGGAGCCAGAAGAUUUAACAAAAAGAACAAUGAAAGUCGCUCUUGAUGUUUGCUGGCUUGUAUAACAAUGAUUAGCAAAAGUGUAUCCUUCACAACUUCUCCUUUUCUUCUGCUGUUCAAUAAAGAAGUGGUCUAUUGUUGGAUGUCUUUCCCACGAGCGUUAAUUCUAAACACCAGUGCAAUUAAUACUAUCCAUGGUUCUCCAAAGUGAAAGACAUUUAAUUGAAAUCUUGAUGUCAUUUAUUACUGCUUAACACAAAACAAACUGUGUCUGUAUUUAAAACUUAACAAAUAUAAAAAUAAUGAGCAACGUAGAGCGUUGGUGGAGGUGGUAACAAUGAUCAUCGUACGUUCUCUUCAAUUUUAUGUCUAGAAAGUGCGAAUCACGACAACCUCAGCCUGGAGGAAAAGUCCACUUAGCGUUUACGUUUACUUCACAUCACUUCCGCGAUUUCCAGAGUUUCACACACUCUGUCUUUGAUUUACAAAGACGCGCAAAUGUCUUUGGAACUGUCGAAAGAUCAUAUUUAAAACAGCUGAAAACGAGCAGAAGAGACUCCACAGGGAGUUUCAUGUGCUGUAAAUAAAUUACAUUUCAUUGAUUGUCAUCAUUGCCAUCGCAGUUUAACCUGAAAAGGUUAAAGUAUCAGAAAACUGUGCAACUAUCCAAACAUGAAGGUCCUGAACAGAGACGAGCUGCAGGUCGCUGAAGGAGUUCUGCUCAAACACUUACCGAAGAGUUAUAAGGUGUACGGUUUCCUGUACGGAAUCAACAGGAACAAACCGACUACACUGGAAGUUGUGGUCGAUACGUGGCCUGAUUUUAAAGUUAUCAUCUGCAGACCGAACCCCGAGAACAAGCGUGCCCCGAAUUUCAAGAAAAAAAUGACAUACUACAGCACGGAUGAACAGAGUUUGAGGAAAAUGCUGACAGACGAGAAUGCAGUUGAUUGGAUCACUUAUUUCAUGAUAGGAGGGCUUGAUGUUUCCCAUGCACCAAUGCUUAAACAAGUGUCUUCUGACAGAAGAGUGAACCACAAAGUCUAUACUUUGGUGCAUCUUCUGUAUUUGCCAGACACCAACCAUCUCCACAUGCCAGUGGUUGACAGUGAGCUUGAGUCGAGGAUUUCGUCUCUAAACCUUUCCCACGUUGACUUGGUGAAUAAAACCUGGAAGUUCGGAGGAGACGAGAAGGGUUACAGGACCAUUGAAAACCUAAUCAGUAACUUCCCAUCAUGCUGCAUCACAGACAGCCAGGGUCAGCCCGUGUCCUGGAUACUUGUGUAUGAUUACUGUGCUCUGGGAAUGUUGUAUACGCUGCCAGAGCACAGAGGGAAAGGAUACGCCAAAAUCGUGAUCAGCACUUUGGCCAAGAAACUCCAUGCUGAGGGUUACCCGGUGUUCUGCUACAUAGAAGAGGACAAUGUGCUGUCCUACAAGCUCUUUAAAAACCUGGGCUUCAUUGAGGAUCCUUCUUACAGGGCUGCAUGGUUGGAGUUCAAUUUUUCAGAUUAGAUUCAUGAAACAUCUGUACUCAUUUUUAUCAGGUUCAUAAAUGUGUAAAAAUAUAAUAAAAUGAA
Haplochromis burtoni (Burton's mouthbrooder) is the source of this 1617-nucleotide messenger RNA. RefSeq lists its product as uncharacterized. Lineage: Eukaryota; Metazoa; Chordata; Actinopteri; Cichliformes; Cichlidae. Gene Ontology annotation, molecular function: glycine N-acyltransferase activity. The transcript is spliced from 6 exons. Bases 710 to 1552 code for a protein of 280 amino acids. Gene Ontology annotation, cellular component: mitochondrion. The record is from RefSeq and is a predicted model, not a curated record.